Molecule: messenger RNA, 2654 nt
Organism: Chinchilla lanigera (long-tailed chinchilla)
Lineage: Eukaryota; Metazoa; Chordata; Mammalia; Rodentia; Chinchillidae
Gene: Rnasel
Product: ribonuclease L (2',5'-oligoisoadenylate synthetase-dependent)
Exons: 7
Coding region: 400-2625 (741 amino acids)
Biological process (GO): defense response to virus; negative regulation of viral genome replication; mRNA processing
Molecular function (GO): protein kinase activity; ATP binding; protein binding
Source: RefSeq, a predicted model, not a curated record
GAGAGGCUGAAGGGUGAGUGGCAUCGCUUUCCUCCGCAGGGUGAGAAAGCGUUUUUCUCAGGUGUGCUGCCUCGGGUAAGAGUGUGUCAGCGCUCGCUCUGCCCAUUGCUCUUCAUUCCUUUUCCGGCCCCUCCCUGGUGGCUCAGAGACACACAAGGAGGAAGUGUUGAUCCUGCUGGAACUGUCUUCCUCGAGCUCAGUUGCUGCAGAGGAAUGCCUGAGACAGAGCCUGCGUCUGGAAGGGGGAAUCUCGGAAGACUAAGAAUAUUGUUCUACCUCAUACUGCUGGCUGUAGCCAAGUAAUCUCAAUUUAUACUCCAUAACUCUAGUCAAGUCCCAAGGAGCUAAGUUGUAUUUUCUCAAGGAAAAAGCAAAACACAGCCAGCGGCAUCUACCAUCAUGGAGAGUAAAGGUUCUAACAAUCCCCAGGAAGGACUCAUGUCCUCCAACAGUAGCAGUGCUACAAUGGAAAACAAUCAUCCAUUAAUAAAUGCUGUUGAGAAUGAAGAUGUCAGCCAGAUAAAGCAAUUGCUGGAAACAGGGACCGAUGUCAAUGUCCAAGAAGAGCAAGGGGGCUGGACACCUUUGCAUAAUGCGGUACAACGUGGCCGCAAGGACAUCGUGGAAAUGCUGCUUCAUUAUGGUGCUGACCCUCGUCAGAGGAAGAAGAACGGGGCCACCUGUUUAAUCAUCGCUGGGAUUGAGGGAUACGUGGAACUGCUCAGAUUUUUCCUUUCCAAGGGAGCAGAUGUCAAUGAGUAUGAUGCUAAUGGCUUCACAGCUUUUAUGGAAGCUGCUUGGCAUGGUAACGUUGAAGCCUUACGAUUCCUCUAUGAGAAUGGAGCCAAUGUGAAUUUGCGUCGAGAGACAAAGGAUGAUCAAAAGCGCCUUGGGAAAGGAGGGGGCACAGCUCUCAUGGAUGCUGCUAGAAAGGGCCGCAGUGAUGUCUUGAGGAUUCUACUGGAAGAGAUGGGGGCAGCAGUCCACGCCCGUGACAAUAUGGGCAGAAAUGCCUUGGUCCGUGGUAUUCAGGGCUGUCCUGAUGAAAAGGUGGAGGAGGUCACCCGCCUUCUGCUGGACCAUGGGGCUGAUGUCUGCGUGAGAGGAGAAAAGGGGAAGACGGUCCUGAUCCUGGCAGUGGAAAAGAGGCACGCUGGUUUGGUGCAGAUGCUUCUGGAACAAGAGCACGUGGAGAUCGAGGCAAAAGAUAGUGAAGGCCGAACAGCACUGGGGGUCGCUGUUGAGCUCAACCUGAAGGAGAUUGUCAAGCUGCUGUGCCAGAAGGGAGCCAGCACAGAUUGCGGAGAUCUUGUCAGGAUAGCGAAGCGUAAACAUCAUGACAAUGACCUUGAAAAGCUUCUCCGUUCUUAUGGAGCCAAAGACUGUUUCCAAACCCCUGCUGAAGACUGGAAGCCUCUGAGUUCACGUUGGGGAGAAGGCCUGAAAAAACUCUAUAGAUUGUACCACCGUAACAUCGGCAAGCUCAAGAUCUUUAGGGAUGAAGACUACAAAAUUGCCAGCACUUCUAAAGGGGGCAUCUAUCUGGGUCUCUACGAGAAGCGAGAGGUGGCUGUGAAGGUGUUCCGUGAGGACAGCGAGCAUGCGCGUAGGGAAGUAGCCUGCCUGCGCCACUUCCGGGAGCACUGUAAUUUGCUGACCUUCUAUGGGAGUGAGAGUGAGGAGGGCUGCUUGUACGUGUGUGUGGCCCUCUGUGAAGAAUCUCUGGAAGAGCACUUGAAUAAGCACAGAGGGGAAGCUGUGGAGGACGAGGAAGAUACAUUUGGCCGACAUGUUCUAGCAUCUGUAUUUAAAGCUGUCCAAGAAUUACACUUGCAUGAAUAUAUUCAUCGGGAUUUGCAGCCAGGAAACAUCUUAAUAAAUUCCAAGAAUGCCAUUCGCCUGGGAGAUUUUGAUGAGAGCAUCCAGUGGACUGGAGAUCCUCGGGAAAUCAAGAGUGAUCUAGAGGCUCUUGGACGGCUAGCCCUGUAUGUGGUAAAGAAAGGACAGAUCCCUUUUGAGGAGCUGAAGGCUCAAAGUAAGGAACAAGUGCUUCAACUUUCUCCAGAUGAGGAAACCAAAGACCUCAUUCAUCACUUGUUCUGCACUGAGGAAAACGUAAGGGACUGUCUAAACCAACUUCUGGGUCAUCCCUUCUUUUGGACUUGGGAGAUGAAAUAUAGGACACUUCGGAAUAUAGGAAAUGAAUCUGAUAUCAAAGUGAGAAAAUCUGGUAGUGAGAUCCUUAAGCUACUACAACCUGGGUCAUCUGAAUGUUCCAGCAGUUUUGUUAAGUGGACAGAUAAGAUUGAUGAAUCCAUUAUGAAAGAAAUGAACAGCUACUAUAAAAAAGGAAGCAAAUUUUACAAGGAAGGUGUGGGUGACCUGCUGAAGUUCAUCCGGAACAUAGGAGAACACAUUGAUGAGGAAAAAAACAAAUGGAUGAAGGAAAGAAUUGGAGAACCUUCCCGUUAUUUUCAGAAGACAUUUCCAGAUUUGGUGAUCUAUGUCUACAGAAAGCUGCAGAACACAGAAUACAAAAAGCACUUUCCGCAGCCCUACAACGCAGCCAAGCCUCACUGCAACCAGUACACCCAGGCCGGCCUGUUGGCCAGACCUGAGUGCUGACUGAGCCUUUCAUGUUUACACUGCCACUU